UGCAUUCAAGGAUACUUCAAAACCCUUGAUGUAGAUGGAGACGGAAUGCUGUCUCGGGUCGAGCUCGAGAAGGGCUUCGAGAAGAUAUUUAUGUUAGAAUUCGAAUCGACGACGAAAGAGGAUAUCAAUAAGAUUUUUGACACAUAUGAUAAGGAUCGAAAUGGUAAGAUUGAUCACGAUGAAUUUAGGAGCUUAAUGAAUGAGAUUAUGGUUACAAUAGCACACGGUAUUGGUAAUAUUCCAGUCGUUGUGACCGUACUUGAUCAACAUAGUUUGUUUAUGAUGGUUGUUAACCAUGAAUUAGCUAGUAAAAAUACCCAUCUUCUAUAGAUAAGUAGUCAAUCAAAAAUUAUCUUUCGAUCAACGUAUUAGUUAGUAAAAAUAACGUAGGAUUGGUUGAAGAAGAAAAAAAGGCUGAGGAGAAUUUUUUUUUUUUGAAAGUUGAAUUACAUGGUCGUUUUCAAAUUUCAAGAAAUUCUUUUCCAAAAUGUUGUAAUGUUGUUUAUGGUUAUGAAUAAAAAUAUGAUGAAAUU
Molecule: messenger RNA, 533 nt
Organism: Rubroshorea leprosula
Lineage: Eukaryota; Viridiplantae; Streptophyta; Magnoliopsida; Malvales; Dipterocarpaceae
Source: the annotation of a GenBank genome assembly